Messenger RNA from Cantharellus anzutake, 2150 nucleotides. RefSeq lists its product as uncharacterized. Bases 155 to 2077 code for a protein of 640 amino acids. Lineage: Eukaryota; Fungi; Basidiomycota; Agaricomycetes; Cantharellales; Hydnaceae. Gene Ontology annotation, molecular function: protein dimerization activity. The record is from RefSeq and is a predicted model, not a curated record. The transcript is spliced from 5 exons.
AUUUCUCACGAUCCAGUCACGCGACAUUGCCGGUUAGCACCCGCACAGAAUCGUACCAUUCGACCGAUCGAACCAGAGCGCUCAGGCGAGUAUAUAUCGCAAAGGAAAAUCCCUGACGCGGUCAACCUCUGUUUCUGACCAAAGCGACGCUUCAAUGGAAGACCCGACUAAGUAUCGCGAGGAGUCCCCCACAGCGAGUGGAUCCUCUAUUUCGUCGUCCUCACCACUUAUGUCUCCUUCCCAUCUCGGGGUAUUCGGCCUGUCCCACUAUAUGUCUAUGAGCAACCCUGAACUUUCUUCCUCUUCAUCUGAAAGCCAGUCACAAGAAAGCCGGGAGCAGAGCCCCAGUGACUGGCCAACGUCAUGGACCGAGUCUAAUCAACUCUUCACCGAUUCAUGGAAAUGGAAUGCAGACUCGUUUAUUGAUAGUGCAUACGUUGACCCCACCGCAUUGACAUUGGGAGGUGAUUCUGCGAUAGCGCAGUCCGACUCGUACUACCUUACACUACCAGCGAAUAUCGAUGCAACGACCCUUUUGGCGGCUUACGCCCAAGGUUUCCAAACCAAUAACGUUCAAGAACAAGGGUCCACCAUGCCUGUGCCUCGGAUAGUCGAACCCUCUUUGACUCCCCCAUUCCCCGCAAAUCCCCCGUCAACUGGACCGGUGUUGGUUGGGCCGGAGGACAUUGCAAAGCGAGCGAAGGAACGAGCUGGGAUACAGCAAGCGAUUCCUCUGUCUGCCGUCGGUGCAGAGCAUCGACCAUCAUUUCCGCACCUACUUACUCCCCCUCCCUCCAUGCUACAAGCUCCCAGCCUCUCUCCCAGCUUUGGGUCUUCUGUGUCCUCUGCCUCCUCUGUAUCUCCAACACCACCAGCUCUCCCCACCUCACGGAAUAAAACUUCGCACACGGAUAUUGAGAGAAAGUAUCGUUCGAAGCUGAAUAAUCGCUUCAUUGCCCUUCGACAUGCCGUGCCAGCCCUUCGCAUCUUAGAAAAAGACCGUUUCCCUGAGGAGAAGGUUGAUGAGCGGGGGUAUGUGGACGGCGUCAAAGCUGCUCGGAAGGCUAGUAAAGGGAGCAUUCUCGGAAAAGCUACGGACUACAUAAAUGUGCUGAAAAGCCUCGUUGGUGGUCGCGAACUUUAUGAGAACUGGGAACGUGAGUGGAAGGCACAGUUUGGGGGAGAGGAGACAGGUAACGUCAAUGAGGAAGAGGACGGCGAUGAUGAUGAAGGGUCCGAGGAUGAAGAUGACAAACCUAAGAAAAAAGCACGCAUCGCGCCAGUCACCGCCCCGCAGAAGGAGACCAGGGCCGAGGUCGCGCCUCCAGCCGCAGUGCCUGUUCCCGGUUCUGGGGAACUGAAGCGAAAGCGUGGUCGGCCACGGAAGGUGCAGCCAGCUCCCGUAGCACCGCAAUCGCAGACGCCGAUUUCCCCUCAAGUCCCUUCGUAUACGUUUAUGCCGCAGCAGCCCGUUCCCGUUGGGGCAGCUGGCACCGACCACAGCAAGCUGUUCCUAGGCGUGUUCCUUCUGUUCUCCUUCUUCAACCCUCCUUCAGGCGACUCUUCACAUCACCAUGCGCAUUCUGGAACCGUCCUCGGGACGCUUCGUGACACCUUUCGUGACCGCACGCCCGAGCACGUGUUUUCCCCCGCACUCCAAUUUUUGACUACAAGCAGAUUUAUGAACUUGAUUCACUCUGUUAUUACCCUUGGCCUGUUCGUGUCUGUCGUUCUGUCGGUCCUCCCAUCGGCUACAUGUUGGCUGCCUUCCUUUUCAAAACGACGUCCUCCCAGGAAAGCUAUCCGAAGUAGCGACUUGGGAGGCGAUAGGGAGGCGCUUCGUGAUACGCUGGGCUGUGCCAACAUUGGACUUUUUACGUUCAUCUCUGCUGUAGUGGCUGGGUGGUGGUAUGCCUUUUGGGUGCAGCUUCGACAUUUCGCUGGAAUCCGCCCUCGCCCCUUUAAUAUCACAUUGGAGCGUGAGGCAUGGGUUCGAUUACAAGAUCCUCUACAGUCGCUGCUGAAGGCACAGUUGGGAACAGAAUCACACCACUGGGUCUCAUCGCUACUGGCUUAGUAUGUAAAAGACUGAAGCGUGCCGCGAAUCAGCUUUUUCUCGAGAAGUCUCCUCAUCCUGUUGAUUCUCGAUC